Stomoxys calcitrans (stable fly) is the source of this 2595-nucleotide messenger RNA. RefSeq names its product palmitoyltransferase ZDHHC15B. Gene Ontology annotation, biological process: protein targeting to membrane; peptidyl-L-cysteine S-palmitoylation; synaptic vesicle maturation. Gene Ontology annotation, cellular component: endoplasmic reticulum; Golgi apparatus. NCBI's taxonomy places the organism in Eukaryota, Metazoa, Arthropoda, Insecta, Diptera, Muscidae. Bases 506 to 1531 code for a protein of 341 amino acids. The transcript has 6 exons. Gene Ontology annotation, molecular function: protein-cysteine S-palmitoyltransferase activity. The record is from RefSeq and is a predicted model, not a curated record.
CUCACUUCCUUUAGAUGUCACCGUCGUUGUCAUUUCGCAAAAAAAUUAAACUAAUUGAAAAAAGUUGAACAUACUAAUAUAUUCAUAAUUGGUUUUGUAUUUUGGCAGUCGGCAAUCAACACAAUUCUCUUGAAAUCGUACAAUCUCCCUUGUAAUCUAGUUGAAGGAGGUUUUUCAAUUUUACAUGUAUGAAUAAUCGAAGAAUCUGACAAAUGACAAAUCACUUUGUUUUUGUCGACACACCAAUAGACAUAGUAAUCCGGACUCUGUGUAUUGCUGCAAUGUGUCCCCAGCAUUAAAGGAUUGCAGGAGGGUGAUCAAUCAGUCGUAAAUCCCGUCUUCUACACACCGGUAAGUGUGUAUUGGACCUCUUUAAAAUACACCAAGGCUCAAGUACAUGAGCUUAUUCUAAUAGCAACGAGACUGGCUUGCUACGGCAAAUACAAAGGCGGGUGGAGUGAGCUUCAAGAGAAUUACACAAAGCUUCCAUUGUCCUGGAACGGAUAUGAGCAACUAUGAACGAAAGAAAACCACGCCCUGUUGCGUGGGUUGCAUGCAAGCUAUUAAAUGGAUACCAGUCAUAUUCAUAGCAUCGGUGAUAGCCUGGUCAUACUAUGCCUAUGUUGUUGAGUUAUGCGUGCUUGCCAUCGAAAGUACAUUCGAAAAGAUAGCUUUUCUUAUCUUUUAUCAUGUAAUCUGCGUUCUGUUCUUUUGGUCAUAUUGGAAUACAGUAUUUACACCUGUGGGUACUGUGCCGUCAAAUUGGCGGAUACCCGAAUCAGAGAUAGAGCGACUAUUUAGAGCAGAAAGUCAAGAGCAGCAAAAACGAAUACUCGAAUAUUGUGCUCGAGAUUUACCAGUAACAAAUCGCACAUUAAACGGCUCCGUCCGAUUUUGCGAUAAAUGCAGAAUUAUAAAACCUGAUAGAUGCCAUCAUUGUAGCGUGUGUGGCACUUGUGUGCUUAAAAUGGACCAUCACUGCCCCUGGGUCAACAAUUGCGUUUGUUUCAAUAACUAUAAAUUUUUCGUUUUAUUCCUCGGUUAUGCAUUACUUUACUGCCUUUACGUUGCCUUAACCUCACUGGAGUACUUCAUUCGCUUCUGGAGAUCUGAAUUUCUUGAACAGGGUGAACUGACGUCAGGUGGUAUGGGACGUUUCCACAUAUUAUUCCUAUUUUUUGUCUCGCUGAUGUUUGCCAUCAGCCUGGUUAGCCUUUUUGGUUAUCACAUUUAUCUUGUGCUGAAGAACCGAACCACAUUAGAAGCAUUCCGUGCCCCUAUCUUCCGUGUUGGAGGUGCAGAUAAAAAUGGAUUUAACUUGGGAAAAUUUGCCAAUUUCCAAGAAGUUUUUGGCGAUAAUUGGAAGCUAUGGUUUUUACCAAUCUAUUCCAGUUUCGGUGAUGGUUUUAGCUACCCAAUGCGCCAUUGUGACGAAGAUGCCGAAUCGUUGUUGGGAAAUUCGGAUACACGCAUCGAAAUGGAAGAGGAUGUUUUUCCUGAAACUCGAUUUCAUGAUAGCAUAAUACCGUAGUUAAUAUUGACCGAAGAUAACGUAGCCACCUAUUACAUAUAACUUAGGAGAAUGGCAUGGCUCGGCGGGAACUAAAUACUUCAGGCAAUAGCAAUAAAAUUUAAAUUGGACUAAGUGGUGAUAUUAGCAGCUUGGGAAACCUAAAUUGAUAUGUCCACAGACGAAGUAUUAUGAGACCCCCGGCAAGGAAACCCAUUUAAGAAAAUGCAUAACUAAGACUAUAUUUAAGAAUGUCACUUAAGUUGUAGGUAGUUGGAUACGUUGUUAUAGAUGUCAUAAAAUGUUGUCACAAAAAAACCUAUUAUACUCCCAUGUGCAAUUUACGUUUAAAUAGUAAUCUGUGAGUGAUAUGGGAUUUCAGACUUGUUAAAAAUGAAACUACGCCGGCUUACGUCCUAGCUUCAAAUCCCCCCAUACCUUACAGCAGGAAAAAAAAGUUAUUAAAUUUGAAAGUAUUGCAGUCCUCGCUAGUAUACUGUAGACAAAAUAGAUGUUGUACCGAAUAGAUAAUUUUGUAUAUAAAUAUGAGAAAAACUCAUGUCGUGUGAAAAUCGCACCAAAAUUCAAAACUGUGGUGGGCUUCAAUGAAGACCACAUAUUGUAUAGUAGAGUCCUAUUUUGCUUAAUGUUACCCCCAUUGUCAUUGUGUGUCUCUUUUGUGACAUCACACCUACAAUCACUCUCGCUCCUUUUUUCUAGCUAUUAAAGUAACCAAAAACCUCUUCCAUCUUCUAUUUUAUACUUGUAAACCGUAAAGCUGUUGUUCUGAACAAUCUUGCAAUGUGCUUAAAUAUGUACAUACAUACAAUCCUAUGUAGAAAUGGGCGGGUGUAAAUCCCAAUUAUGUGUUUGUAAAUAAAAAUUGUAAGAUGAUCGAUCUUGAUCGAAACAAGCGGCUUGAUCCUUCUACUUUUGCAUUAGAUUUAGGUAUUAGUUUUGAAUUAGCUGUACUGUAUUUGAACAAAAGAAGAGACGAACAAAACAUGUUUUUAGAGUUUUAAGCUAAAUGGAUAAAUGUACUGAUCAUUGGAAAAUAAAAAGUCAAAUGAAUGUUUUACUCGGAA